AUGGAAGUAGGCGGUCGUCUUGCAUCACAAAAUUCCUUACAUAGUCGUAACCGUAGCACUAGCGGUAACGGUGGUAAUGGUAAUGAUAAUAUCAGUAUGGUUAGACAAACUUCUAGUAGAGGAUAUGAAGGAAGUUCUGAGGAUACACAGUAA
Loa loa (African eye worm) is the source of this 153-nucleotide messenger RNA. RefSeq lists its product as hypothetical. Lineage: Eukaryota; Metazoa; Nematoda; Chromadorea; Rhabditida; Onchocercidae. Bases 1 to 153 code for a protein of 50 amino acids. The transcript has a single exon. The record is from RefSeq and is a predicted model, not a curated record.